AAGCGAAUUCCCGUCUUUGCCCUCACCAGCCGAAAACCCCACGCCUUCCUUUCUCUCUGUCUCCGCUCUCUCUAUCUGUAGUUCUGCACAUCAUAUAUUACGUUCUGUCUUUCGUGCUUGUUGUCUCUCUGUCAAUAGUUCUUCUUCUUCUUCGGCUUCAGUUACGGAGAGCAAAAAGGCACAAUCCUAAUCCCCCCUCCCUCUGGUCAAUCAGCUCCGCCGCUCCACUUCUCCGGCCGCCGAGAUCGCCGAUCCCGACACCCAGCCGGCUUCGCGACUUCGUUUAGAUUUCGGUCAAGCUCUAGUUCGAUUAUCGGGGAACCGGAACGCCGAGCUCCUCUUCUUAUGGAGCGGCUCGUCGGCGGAAAGUACAAGCUAGGUCGGAAGAUCGGCAGCGGAUCUUUUGGUGAAAUAUUUCUCGCUACUCAUGUCGAUACGUUCGAGAUCGUAGCAGUGAAGAUUGAGAAGAGUAAGACGAAGCAUCCACAGUUGCUUUACGAGGCCAAGCUUUAUAAUAUCCUGCAAGGAGGAAGCGGCAUUCCCAGCAUAAAGUGGUCCGGUUUGGACGGGGAGGACAAUGCGCUAGUGCUUGAUUUGCUCGGGCCGAGCCUUGAGGACCUGUUUGUCUACUGUGGGAGGAAGUUCUCGCUGAAGACUGUGUUGAUGUUGGCUGAGCAAAUGAUUACGAGGAUUGAAUAUGUACAUUCGAAAGGUUUUCUGCACAGAGACAUUAAACCUGAUAACUUCCUCAUGGGUCUUGGUCGUAAAGCAAACCAGGUUUAUAUAAUUGAUUUUGGGCUUGCGAAAAGAUAUAGAGAUUCAACAUCAAAUCGCCAUAUUCCUUACAGAGAGAACAAGAACUUGACAGGAACUGCUCGCUAUGCAAGUUGCAACACUCAUCUUGGCAUUGAGCAAAGCCGGCGUGAUGAUUUGGAGUCACUUGGCUAUGUGUUGCUAUAUUUUUUGAGAGGAAGCCUUCCAUGGCAGGGUCUGAAAGCGGCUACGAAGAAGCAGAAAUAUGAUAAAAUAUGUGAAAAGAAAGUAUCUACUCCUAUUGAGGUUCUAUGCAAAUCUCAUCCGGUGGAAUUUGUUUCUUACAUGGUUUACUGCCAUUCAGUGACAUUUGAUCAACGGCCUGAUUAUGGAUUCUUGAAGCGCCUAUUUCGCGAUCUAUUUGUACGUGAAGAAUACGAGUUUGAUUAUGUAUUCGAUUGGACCAUUAUAAAGUACCAGCAGGCACAAAAGAAUCAAACUCAACCUCGAUUGCCGCAAGUAACUGGAAGAAGUGACAGCCAUGCAGUUCAAAGAGAGAACGCAAAUCAACAAGGAAGUAGUAAUGCUGCUUAUGCUUCUGAGGUUGUACAAUCUACGGGUCAUGGCAUUCAUAUGCAAUUGAAAUCAUCAACUGGCAAGCAUGUGGUUUCUGAUAAUCAUGCUGACAGGAACGUUGUGAGUGAUGCACAUAUGCCUUCUAGUUCAUUUUCAUUUGCUGGGUCAAGAAGGAAUGCUGCAAAACCUGGCGGCUUGCCAACUGAAGCAACAAGUGGCCAUGGACAUUCUAGCAAGGUUGCUCCAUCUGGCAGCUGGAUCUCAGCAUUGCAGCGCAUUCAUUCUGCCAAAUGAUCUGGAUGGUAGUUUCUGCAUCCCUGUUUGCAUACUCACUACUAGUUAGAUAAUUGUUUAUUCAGCAACUAAGUUUUAUAUUUGUUCUGUGGUUAGCUGUGAUGUUGUCAAAGGAGGUUAUAAUGAUACAUCAGUUGGAGGCUGAAAAAAAGUUGGCGAUCUGGUAUCAUGCUUUCAGCUAUUAUUGUAAUCGAGAUGCAGAUGCUUGCAAUCCAAUGUGCUUUGUUCUUGUUGAAAGUGGACCGCAGUAUAUGUUCUUUGAGGUCUGUUAUAAAUUACCAACUACCGCAGGCUUGGUUGUGCUGUACAUAGUUGCUUAAAUUAAUCAUGCAAACACUGUAUUUCUGAUUUCAUGUAAGCGGAAUCAAAUGUGAAGCUUUUAGCAAAAGACACUUGUCUUUUAAAUAGUUGGUCUUGACAGUAUUGGUUAUCUCUCAGUUCAACAGUUCCGAGUUCAUGAAUUCUGCAUGUAUGCUCUUCCUUGAUACACAAAAAUAUGUAUAUCUGAGCUUAUGUGCGUAAUAGUUGGAUAAAAAAAGCUGCACCAUCCACCAUAGUUACCAUUGACAUGAUGGGAGACGAAUGGACCUUUUUGUACCAUAUUCCCUUCAUUUGUAGGCUAUGUUUCUCAUGCUAGCCAGUUUGACAUUUGAUCAGGUAGUAUACCGCCUUUGUCCGCUGAAUGCUCAUUUGCAAGAGUCGUGUUUGUCUUGCACAUUGGAUUUGUAAGUGAUGGGUAACUUAUGUUCAUUGUUGAUCUUGUCUGGUCAUUAGUGUAUGAAGUUGUCUUGACCACAAAGAAUUUUGAAUGCAUUUCUACUUUCUGGGUAAUUCUUUAGCUUAUUUUGCAGCAUUAUUCGUGAUAACCAUUCAUCCAGUGGCAUAUCUGUAUCAUUUGCCAUUGUUUUUCCGAGUAACUCAAGUGAGAUUUAUUUGGCAACUCUUCUAUCCAUGUUGUGUCUUUCUGCUUUCAUUUAUGUGGAAUUAUUUGUUCCCACAUGCUAUCACACAUUGAUUUAUGUUUGAAUAAUUAUGAGAUAAUUGAUAUUUUUUUUUUUAGUUAUAGGUCAAGUACUGUUUUCUAGAAAUAUGGAGCUCUUGUUUUGAGUAAUUUGUUACAGUUCUUGGUAAAGUAGAUGCUGGGUUUGAAGAGUCAAUGGAAUGUAGACGCUUCGAAGAAGAUCAUAUUGAUCUGUUCAAUUAUCGAUUAAUAUUCUCUAAUUUGCAGGUUCUUUUGUAGCACGACAUUGUCCACAGAAGUUAAUCACAACUGGGAACCAUGGACAUGAUGGAGUUUCAGAACUACGGAAGAUCUGACAGUUCCGAGCUGAUUGAGUAAGUGGCUGCAAGCUGCCAUGCCAUGUCUCGCGGUUGUAAUUGAUAUUCACGGAUGUCGGUGUCACUGCGGCUCCAGAUUCAGUUGCAGCACUGCAUGCUUCCCCAUUUGCAUGUUCUAUCCAUGUAAGAAAACCGAAACUGGCGCGCUCCUUUUUGUUGCUGGUACUAAGAAAGGUGCCAGCAAGAUGGUAUCCCCACUUCUACAGUUAAAGUUUGG
This is a messenger RNA of Linum trigynum, 3178 nucleotides long. The record is from the annotation of a GenBank genome assembly. NCBI's taxonomy places the organism in Eukaryota, Viridiplantae, Streptophyta, Magnoliopsida, Malpighiales, Linaceae.